This is a messenger RNA of Nylanderia fulva, 1730 nucleotides long. Its product is annotated as pancreatic lipase-related protein 2. The record is from RefSeq and is a predicted model, not a curated record. Gene Ontology annotation, molecular function: lipase activity; serine hydrolase activity. Lineage: Eukaryota; Metazoa; Arthropoda; Insecta; Hymenoptera; Formicidae. Gene Ontology annotation, biological process: lipid catabolic process.
GGCUCCGGACCGGAGUGCAGGAGAGAUAGAUAGAGAGAGAAAGAGAGAGAAUGGUCCCGUCCUUCCUCGUGCCCUUUCUCUGUAGUUUGUACAUUUUCCGAAGAGACGACUUUCUGCUGCAUCUGACUUUACUUCCCACCGGCACGUGUUUCUACUGCUGCCCCAUCGAUUUAAAUCGGGACGUCCAAUUUCAGCUGUUUACCAGACGAAAUCCAACGCAUCCAUCCAUACUGGAUCCCAAUGAUGUCGCGACAUUGUGGAAGAGUAAUUUCGACGUUAAACACCCGACUAUCGUUUACGUUCACGGAUACAGCGACAGCGGUUCAGGGAAGGGGCCCAUCGCUAUACGAAAUGCGUACCUUCGUCGCGGGCAUUAUAACGUGAUAUUACUACACUGGCCGAAAUUGGCAGUAUUACCGUGGUACAUAUCCGCAGUGAAAAAUGCCAGAAUCGUCGGGCGUUACUUGGCUCACGUGAUGAGGUGGCUCGACGCGCAGAAAGCAGUUCCUUUAUCCAGAAUUCAUGUGAUCGGUUUCAGUUUGGGCGCGGAGGCUGCCGGUUUCAUGGGGAAAGCUCUCGCGCCACGGAAGGUAGGCAGAAUCACCGGAUUGGAUCCGGCCUAUCCGUUGUACAUGGACACCGGGGAGGAGGGUCACUUGACAUGGGCCGACGCCGCAUUCGUCGACGUCAUUCAUACGGACGGUGGCAAUUUCGGAUUCCCUCAUCCCCUAGGCCACGUCGACUUUUACCCGAACGGCGGGAGUAGACGACAGCCCGGUUGCGAUUUAAGGAGCCUCCUUCGCAUGAGCUUCCGGAGAAUAAUAAAUCAAUACAUUGCGUGCGGACAUAAUCGAGCCUGGCGUUACUACGCGGAAUCGGUGGACAACCCCUACGGAUUUCCCGCGAGUCGAUGCCCAAGGUGGCGACCCGGGAUUUUGGCGAACUGCGUGUGGAAACCCGAGGUUCACAUGGGCCUCGCGGUCGAUCCUGAGUGUCGGGGAAAAUUUUAUUUGAGCACGAACGCGCAAGCACCGUUCGCCAGGAAUUCGACGCGCUACAAAUUUGGCAAGUGACACUCGACAUGGGAUAAUCCUGAAUUUGGAUGAACCAAAUUAAUUGGGAAGCGAAAUAGAUAUGGCUUCCGCCAAGAUAAUUGUCUUGGAUAAAAGUUGACAGAAGGAGAAUAUUAAAAAAAAAAGAUCUCUCUUGCGACAAUUUAUUUUACGUGUUUUGCGGUAAAAAUGUUUGUAUUUCUACCGUUUCUACACUGUAAUAAUGAAUUCGAGGCACAAUUAAUUUAGUUGCCUUCUUCGAGAAAUCGCUAAAAUGACAAUAAAAGUUUCUCCUAUCUUCCUCUAGAAAAUAAACAAUGUUCGUGAUGAAACACGACGAUAAUAACCGAUAGCGAAAAGCUCGAAUCAAAUUACGACAAGUCGAAGAGGAAACAACUCGUGCCAGACUCUUUUAAUGUCAACCGUACUACGAUCUCAUGCCGGAUAUAGAAGCGCAUUGUUUACCGUCGCUAUCUCUACCCUUAAUUGUCAACGAUAUACGAAUAAUAGUUGUACGACACGCCUAUAGAAUUACAUAACAUGUAACAGGAAAAAUACGCGACUAAAAUUCUGUAAUAAUGUAACUAUGCAUGAAUUAGAGGAAUACUUUUGCAUGAAAAAUGAUAUGUUGAUAACAAGCUCAGAUUAUAAAAAAAAUGCAGAAUUUAAUUGAUAUGC